This is a messenger RNA of Arvicola amphibius (Eurasian water vole), 1527 nucleotides long. RefSeq names its product transmembrane 6 superfamily member 2 (gene Tm6sf2). NCBI's taxonomy places the organism in Eukaryota, Metazoa, Chordata, Mammalia, Rodentia, Cricetidae. The record is from RefSeq and is a predicted model, not a curated record. The transcript has 10 exons. Gene Ontology annotation, cellular component: endoplasmic reticulum-Golgi intermediate compartment membrane; endoplasmic reticulum membrane. Gene Ontology annotation, biological process: regulation of lipid metabolic process; lipid homeostasis. The coding region runs from base 142 to 1275 and encodes 377 amino acids.
GCGUACGGACAAGUGUGGCUGCUACGAUAAGCGUGCGGUGACCUUUGCGCGGGGCAGGUCCUUGGCAUCCAGGGCUCAGACUCGCUGCGGUCGCCGAACCAAGCUUCCUGGAGGCCGCGCCGGGGUCGGGGCGCCGCUGCCAUGGACAUCCCGCCGCUAGCCGGCAAGACCGCAGCGAUGUCGCUCGGCGCCCUGCCGCUGUCCUACGUGCUCAACCAAGUCUCGGCGUUCUCACAGCCCUUGUGUGCAGUGCUGAUGAGUGGGCUGAUACUGGGUCUGCUCUUCAUGGCCGUCUACAGUCUAUCUCAUGGCGAGAUCACCUAUGACCCUCUCUAUGCUGUCUUUGUGCUCUUCUCCUUCACCUCGGUGGUGGACCUCGUUAUUGCACUCCAAGAAGAUGGCUACAUGGUGGGCUUUAUGGAUUUCUACACCAAGGAGGGUGAGCCCUACCUACGCACAGCACAUGGCAUUUUCAUCUGCUACUGGGAUGGUACUGUCCACUACCUACUCUAUCUGGCCAUGGCUGGUGCCAUCCGGAAAAGGAAAAGGUACCGGAACCUUGGGCUCUACUGGCUGGGGUCCUUCGCCAUGAGCCUCCUGGUGUUCCUCCCAGGAAACAUCCUUGGUAAAUACAGUUCAGAGAUCAGACCUGCCUUCUUCCUCGCCAUCCUCUACAUGCUGGUCCCAUGCUGGGCUGGUGUGAAGAUCUUCAGCCAGUCCCAUGCACCAGCCUCGUACACCCCCAACAUGGUACAGGAGGAGCAAAAAAAAGGCCUCCUACAGCGCCCAGCCGACCUGAUGUUCGUCAUGUACCUCAUCCUUGCUGCGUUCUUCACUCUCUUCCGGGGCCUGGUGGUACUUGACUGCCCCACAGAUGCCUGCUUCACCUAUAUUUACCAAUAUGAGCCAUACCUGCGGGACCCUGUGGCCUAUCCAAAGUUGCAGAUGCUGAUGUAUUUGUUCUAUGCUCUGCCUUUCUACUGCCUGGCUGCCUAUGCCCUCAUUUUCCCUGGCUGCUCCUGGCUGCCAGACUGGGCCUUGGUGUUUGCCGGAGCCAUUGGCCAGGCGCAGUUCUCACACAUGGGUGCCUCCAUGCACCUGCGCACACCCUUCACCUACCGCGUGCCUGAGGACACCUGGACCACCUUCUUUCUAAGCAACAUGCUGUUUGCACUGGGUCCACACCUGCUGGCUUUCCGCUGCCUGUGGUGGCCUGCCUUCUUCAUGCAGUCACCACCCUCGGAGCCCCAGGGCCAAGGCAAGAAGCAGCAGUGAACAUGUGCACUUCUCUGCUAGGACCUCUGUGCAGCCGGCCUUGCCCUGCAAGGAUGGAUUGGCCCUUUUAAGACCAGAUGGACAUCUGGGAGAAUUGCAAUCCAGGCCAGAAAGGAGUGUAGGAGACCCAUGACAAGAUGUUCUUGCUAUGUCACUGUGCCCCCAAAUCCACAAGGACUCCAGUGCCCUCUCCUGGAAUUUACCCUUCACCUCCCCUCAUCCUUUUAAUAAAAACCCUUUUGAUGUCCUGGA